Helobdella robusta is the source of this 384-nucleotide messenger RNA. RefSeq lists its product as hypothetical. The record is from RefSeq and is a predicted model, not a curated record. The transcript has a single exon. Lineage: Eukaryota; Metazoa; Annelida; Clitellata; Rhynchobdellida; Glossiphoniidae. The coding region runs from base 1 to 384 and encodes 127 amino acids.
AUGUCUUGCGGAGAGUGGGUGUGCUGUCCGUCGUGUGGCGGGUGUGGUUGCUGCAACUGCCAGAACACCGGCUACGUCCUCAUGCCGAAGAACAACUACGGCCCUCCUCCAAUGACUUGCUGCUGUAGUGGCGGCUGCUGUAGGAUGCUGAACAACAUGGGCAACAUGAAACAGCAGUGCUCCAGCGAAGGUGUCGACGACGAACGAGCGGGUAAAGAUAAGAGCAGUAAAGAUAAAAGUGGAAAAGACAAAGAUGACAAAGAGGAUAAGAAAAAGGGUGGGAAGGAUGCCAACAAAAGAGAGUCUCUAAGUCAAAGAUUGACGGCCGGGGGUGGCGGGAAAGGAGAAAAGGGAGGAAAAGGAAGAAAGAAUUCUAAAGAUUAA